Phycomyces blakesleeanus NRRL 1555(-) is the source of this 1044-nucleotide messenger RNA. RefSeq lists its product as hypothetical. The record is from RefSeq and is a predicted model, not a curated record. Lineage: Eukaryota; Fungi; Mucoromycota; Mucoromycetes; Mucorales; Phycomycetaceae. The transcript has 4 exons. Bases 1 to 1044 code for a protein of 347 amino acids.
AUGCCUUCCAAUAGCAGCAGAAAAACAGACCGUAAAGGAAAAGGAAAAGCAUCUGCAAGUAUAUCUAUCUCUGCAAACCGUGUUUUGGUUGGCCGUGUUGGACCUCGAGAAAUUGCCCCCAGUUUCUCAUCCGCAACUAUCCAAGAUCAGCAAUAUGCGGAAAUUGUUGAAAUGUUUAACAAAGUAAACAACAAUAUCAACGGUGUCAAGGAUGACAUUGCUGCUGUCAAUAGCAACAUGGCAGCCUUUAAAAACAGGAUGGGUGUUGUUGUUGACACGUCUGGAAAGACACAUACGGCAUUUGCAGACUUUGCAACUGCCUAUGCCAACGAUCAGACUCGUAUGGCUAGUCUAGGACUAUCUCUGAUGCCAUCCUAUGUCCCCCAGACCUCCCUCAGUGAUGCUGAGGUUUCUGUCAUUAUCUCAGAAAUCUUCGCGGAAAAGUUGUGGGACUGGAAGUUCGAGUCUGAUGACCCUGCUCUUGUUGCUGAGAACGAGAGUAAGAAGAAGUGGAACUUGAACGAGAAGAUUAACCACCGCAAUAACGUAGCUGUUAUCAACUACUUGAAGAGCUACAUUAGCGCCCAGACUCGUCUAGCUGGUACUCACCCACGGGUGAUAAGUGAUAAAAUAAAGAACAGGUACAAGCACAGUCAUUGUACUUUUCACGAGUCUCCUGAGCAGAAGGCCAAGAAAAACAGCAAGAGGAGAGCAAACAGUCGUACUCUUCAGACUGGAAACCCUGUUGAGAAGGCCUAUCUCAAACUCUUUCAGAAGGAUGCCAUGUCUGAUGGUGAGUCGGAUAUUGAGAUUGUGGACAAUCUUCCACGACAGUGUUUGCAUGUGGCUUGCCCCACUUGGAGAAGUGAAGAGUUCAACAGAUUGUUGACAAUGGUUGACGACAUUGAUUGUACCCAUUACGUGUCAAAUGCAGGCAUGGGAACAAAGCCAAGAAUGAACAGAUAUCCAGCAACAUUGUUGCCUUGCUCUGUUCCUGCCACCCUGUCCCAGUCAUUGCCUCGUUGGGCAAUUGACAAUGAAUAA